AUGGGCUGGAACGUUACCUCUACGGCGAAAACCGGUGAUUUUACAGUUCCGGGCAGGCAGUUAAUUCUGAAGGAAAAAACAACGCGAAAACUGAUGAAACAUUCCACUGCCUUUCCCUCCCGACCUCUCAGCAGAGUGGUUGUGACCGGCGGUACCCACGGUGACGAGCUGGGAGGAGUCUGUCUGGUGAGGGAGUGGCUGAGGCAGGGUGACGCCCCCUUUCUGCACCGGCGCAGCUUCAGAGCUCAGACACUGCUAGCCAAUCCGAGAGCAACCAAGCAGAACAGGAGCUACCUGGAGACAGACCUGAACAGGUGCUUCACAGCAGAGAUAUUGAGCUCUUGAAAUUGGUCCCCAGCCCACAGGACUAA
Molecule: messenger RNA, 371 nt
Organism: Acipenser ruthenus (sterlet)
Lineage: Eukaryota; Metazoa; Chordata; Actinopteri; Acipenseriformes; Acipenseridae
Product: N-acyl-aromatic-L-amino acid amidohydrolase (carboxylate-forming)-like
Exons: 4
Coding region: 1-345 (114 amino acids)
Molecular function (GO): hydrolase activity, acting on ester bonds; aminoacylase activity
Source: RefSeq, a predicted model, not a curated record